Messenger RNA from Aquila chrysaetos chrysaetos, 849 nucleotides. It is a transcript of the gene BOLA1, whose product is annotated as bolA family member 1. Gene Ontology annotation, cellular component: mitochondrion. The transcript is spliced from 2 exons. The coding region runs from base 117 to 533 and encodes 138 amino acids. The record is from RefSeq and is a predicted model, not a curated record. NCBI's taxonomy places the organism in Eukaryota, Metazoa, Chordata, Aves, Accipitriformes, Accipitridae.
CUGGGAGCUGUAGUUCUGCCGGGGUCACGUGACGGGGCGGGGCUGGGCAGGACUCCAUCUCCCAGCGUGCUCAGCGGCGGAGCGGAGCCGGAGCGGCGCUCGGCCCACCCCUCCGGAUGCGGGGUCCCCUCCUGGCGGCUGCUGGCCGGGGGCUGCGGGCCAUGGGGGACGGCCCUCUGGCCCACGCCAUCCGUACCAAGCUGGAUGCAGCCCUGCAGCCCACCCACCUCCAAGUCCUGGAUGAAAGUUCCCGCCACGGUGGCCCCCCCGGUGCUGAAACCCAUUUUGCGGUGGUGGUGGUGAGCGGGCGUUUCGCCGGGUUGCCCCCGCUGCAGCGGCAUCGCCUGAUCCAUGCUGCCCUUCGCGCCGAACUGGCCGGACCCCUGCACGCUCUCGCCAUCGUCGCCAAGACCCCCCAACAAUGGGAAAGUGACCCCCAUGUCCCCCCCCGGCCCCCGUGUUUGGGGGGCUCCAAGCACGAGCGCCACGGCGAUGCGGCUGCUGGGGACAGGCAGUCACCCAGGAAUCAGUGACAGCAGCGCCAGGUGUCGUGUGUGUGUGUCCCCUCCUUCAGUGACGCCACAGUGGGGACAGAGCCCAAAUUUGGAGGGGGGGGGGCAAAAAUAUUGGGGUGACCCCCCCACCCCGCAUCACCCCAGCCACCCAAUGGGUCCCACCCUGACCACAUCAUCCACGCAGCCUCUCUCCCACCACCCGCUCCCACCUUGGGGGAGGAUUUCGGGGGUGUGUGUCAUGUCCAUCCCCCCCCCAAAUUACUUUAAUUUUUAAGUAGAUUGGCAAUCUCCUGCACGCGAAAAAAUAAAUGCUCCCUCAGGAGCAACUUGGAAA